Messenger RNA from Papaver somniferum (opium poppy), 1401 nucleotides. RefSeq lists its product as uncharacterized. The coding region runs from base 96 to 1238 and encodes 380 amino acids. The transcript is spliced from 2 exons. NCBI's taxonomy places the organism in Eukaryota, Viridiplantae, Streptophyta, Magnoliopsida, Ranunculales, Papaveraceae. The record is from RefSeq and is a predicted model, not a curated record.
UCCCUCUACACACUACCAGAGUCGCUCUGUUUUGUAACCGAAAAAAACUCAAUACUUAUCUGCAAAAAGCAAGAACCUUGAAAAACAAAAUUUUAAUGGCAGUAUCAAGUAUUCUAUCUGUGAAGACUGUGCUUAUCUCUGUUGGUUUUCUAUCAGCAGCAUUCAUUUUGAAUCUAUCACUUCCGUUAGUAUUAGAAUUCAUAGUUAAUCAACUUCCUCAACUAUGGAACUCUAUGAAAUCAUGGCUCGCACCUCCUUAUCUAUACAUACUAAUUAACGGUAUUAUCCUUACAAUUGCUGCUUCUUCGAGGUUUCAUCAUCAACAUGGUGAUAAGAUCACGGAUGAUCAGGAUAUGGAGAUUUUAACAACUACAACUGCGGUUAACAAGAUUCAAGCGAAUCAAUCUCUUCCAGAUUUCCCAAUCUCUUCUGUUGAUGAUGAUAAGGAAAUUUUUGUUAUCUCGAGAAAUUAUCCUGUAAUCACAGAGCCGGAGGUUCUUGAUGAUUUUGUAACGGACAAAAAGAAUCCUGUUGUCUCAAAGCUGGAAAUGGAACCGGAGAAGAUGUACGGGCAACUGGAGAAGAGUAAUCUUGCAGAAAUGAAGUCGGUAAUUGACUCUACAUUUACAGAUGGGGCUGUAAAUUCUACAUCCACAUGGACACUAAACAGAGGAGAUUCGAUUGAGAUGCCAUCGGAAUAUUCUGAUAAACCACCUAUGUCUUCAAGAUUUGGUCAUCGGAAAAACACUAAAAGUAAUAACGAAGGUGGCAAAGGAUUACGAUCAGUGGCGAGCCGGAAGAGGAACGAUACCUUAGAGAGUACAUGGAAGACGAUAACAGAAGGGAGAUCAAUUCCAUUAGCCAGGCAUCUCAAGAAAUCUGAUACGUGGGAAACUCACAACCCUACUUCUUCACACGUGUCAUCGUCAUCGUUAUCUUCUUCCUCAGCAGCACCAUUAUCGUCUGAUCAUCAAUUUAAUCAGCUCAAUAAGAUGAAGAAAUCUGAAACGUUUAUCAAAGAUGGUGUUGGUGGUGCAAAUACGACUACUACUACAUUGCGUCGUGGUAAUUCUGGGAAGUUGAGAAAAGAACCGUCGCUGAGUCAGGACGAUUUGAAUCGACGAGUUGAAGCGUUCAUUAAGAAGUUUAAUGAAGAAAUGAGGUUACAGAGACAGGAGUCUUUGAAUCAGUACAAUGAAAUGGUUAAACAAGGAUUGGUCACUAAAAAGGGAGAGUGAGUGAAUUCAGAACUGUUUUCUUCCUAGUAUUAGGAGUUUAUUUAUUUGUGUUAAUUUUAUUCAAGAAAUUAAGAUCUCGUGUAAAUACGUACUCAAUCUAGAAACAAACAAAUGAAAUUUUACCAAGUUAAGUAUCAUUGCACAUAUGAAAUUCUUACACUUA